CGGCAUGAGGCUGCCCCCGAAGACGUGCUGGCUGCUGCUCUGGCUGCCGCCUCUGGCCGCGCAGCCCGCGGGCGCCGAGCGCGGGGAGGAGGCGGCAGCCGUCUCAGUUUCUAGGUGUAAAGCUUUGAAGGAGAUGGAUUUAAUUGAAGCUUCUCUGUCAGACUGUUACUGCUACAAUCAAAAUUCCCAAGUGAAAUGGAAGUAUAUAUGGUCAACUGUGCAGGUGAAAAUUACCAGUCCAGGCCCGUUCAGUGUUGUAUAUAUCACAGAAAGGUAUAAUUGCCAGUAUCCAGAAACCAUUCUCUCCAUCAUCAGAUGUAUGAUUCAUAACUUUUGGACACCAGAGGAGUCUAAUGAUACAACCAUAAUCAUCCAUCCAUACGGACAGACUGUCUGUUUCUCUGUGAAGCCAGCCGGGAAGAUAUUUAUCUAUACAAUAAGUGUGAAACAAAACAUUGUGGAUUUCAAGCUCGUCUUUGUGUUUGUGGUGGGCAUCUUCCUCUUCUUUUACGCAGAGACCUUGAGUCAAAGCCCCGUUUUCUUUUACUCUUCGGGGACUGUGCUAGGUGUUCUAAUGACAUUAGUCUUUGUCCUGUUGCUGGUGAAAAAGUUCAUUCCUAAGUAUAGCACCUUUUGGGCUCUAAUGCUUGGUUGUUGGUUUGCUUCAGUGUAUAUUCUGGGGCAGCUGAUGGAAGAGCUGAAGAGACUGUGGUAUGAAAGCAGAAUGUGUGUAUUAGGCUACGUCCUGACAGUUGGCUGCGUUAGCUUUGCUGUUUGCUACAAGCACGGGCCCCUGGUGGAGGAGAGGAGCAUGGUGCUCCUGGCGUGGCUGCUGCGGCUGCUGUCCCUGCUCCUGGUGUACGUGGGGGUGUCCGCGCCCCAGUUCGCCUGCACGGCCGCCCUGCUCCUUGUCCUGUCGUCCGGGAGUCGGUGCUAUCUGCCGAGCGCGCUCGCCUGUGUCGGGAGGAAAAUGAAGAAAUGGUUUACAUCAGAGAAGCUGGCGGUGAAGUUUCUUACUGAAGACGAGUACAGGGAACAAGCUGAUGCCGCCACAACCUGCGCCCUGGAGGAGCUCCGCCAGGCCUGCCACAGCCCCGGCUUCCCAUCCUGGCUGGCGGUCUCCAGGCUCCAGGAGCCGAAAAAGUUUGCAGACUUUGUUCUGGGAGGAAGCCACUUGUCGCCUGAAGAAGUGAGGCUCCAUGAGGAACAAUAUGGCCUUGGGGGCGCCUUCUUGGAAGAGCAGCUCUUUAACCUGAGGACUCCUGACAGUCUGCCUGCACAGUGACUUCAUCCUGGACAAGGAA
This is a messenger RNA of Budorcas taxicolor (takin), 1304 nucleotides long. RefSeq names its product nuclear envelope integral membrane protein 2 (gene NEMP2). Gene Ontology annotation, cellular component: nuclear envelope. NCBI's taxonomy places the organism in Eukaryota, Metazoa, Chordata, Mammalia, Artiodactyla, Bovidae. The coding region runs from base 5 to 1285 and encodes 426 amino acids. The record is from RefSeq and is a predicted model, not a curated record. The transcript is spliced from 9 exons.